UUACCAGGUCAAUGGGGUCAAAACCAUCCACUUUAGAGCGUUCGCUUGCGCUAUUUUGAAAUGGGUUUGAAUUCAACUAUGCCAACUGUGUAAGAUAAAAUACUGAGAUUUUUUAAAAUGAUGUUCCUUCACUUGUUGGACAUUAGACGUUAAAUCGGGGCUGUGGUCUGGGACGUUGUUGUAGUUACAACACCCCUCCCUGCUCUGUUUUGGACUCUUCCGCGUUGUCAUGGAUACGAGCAAAGCUACACAGACAUGGCUAGGCUGGUGAGGUUUUACGGUCAGAUGGAGCGCAUUAAAGAGCAAUAUUUGAUCAGAAACAGAAAUGCAGAAGAGAACAGACUGCGAGAAAAUGCUGCAGCAGUGAAGAUUCAGAGCUGGUUUCGAGGCUGUCAGGUGCGAGCCUUCCUCAGCUAUCUUCACCGGAAUGCGACUGUAAUACAGAAAACAUGGCGGGCUUUCAGCGCACGCCAGUACUUUAGGCAAAGGGUAAAGACAGCAUAUUUUCUCAUGAAGAUGAAUUUCUACAAUAAGAUGGCUGUCAAGAUACAACAGAGAUGGAGAGGCCACUACAUAAGGAAGUACGUUCACAAUUACUAUGAACGGAAGAGGUAUUUGGAAGCCUUGGCAAAGAAGAAUGAACAAGUCAGGAGAGAACUCGAGGAACUAGCAGAGCACCAGAAAAAAGAGAGAGAGCGCAUUGCCAUGGAGAGAGAGGAGCAGGAGAAAUAUAUGCAAGCUCAACGACUUCACUUCCUUCUCAGCACCAAACAGCGCCCAGGUGUGUUCAACUCUCCGUUCCGCCCAGAGCCUGAUGAGAUGGAGCUGAGGUUAAGGACGGUAAAACCUUUGCGGACAAGAUCUGCUCCCAAAGAAACAGCGACCAACCAGCAGCCAUCUGGCUUCUUGUCUAGCAUAGAGAGACUACCACCAAUACAUAAGACACCACAGGGGCCUUUCAGGGCAGCUGCAGAGGUUCAGCGGCAGCGCCAGCGGCCCCUGGAGCCGAGCCUGCGCGUGGCCACAUCCAUCACGGCCCUGGAGGAGGCCAGAGAGGAGCUGCGGCAGCACGAAUGGAGGACUCGCCUCAUCGACCAGCCGUUUAUGCCUUUUUCGAAGGCCCACCCAAAGAAAGAAUAUGAGGCUCUUCUCCGCACACAUUCUCCAUAUCAGCAGACAGCGUACGGAAAAAAGUACUUCAGAGAAGAGGACAGGACCCAUCUCCAAGGGAAAAAGUGUAGAGAGCUGUAGCAGCUUCAGAGGGAACAAGAAGCAGUGGUGUAUGAAAGAGUCCUCUGCCUUUUCAGCUGAGAAUUACGCCAUCAACUUCUCGCUAGCGAACAUAAUGUAAACUCGUUUCGGCUGCAGGCCGGUGAGAUGUCAGCGUGUCGGACUGCGGAAAGUGCAUUGGAUGCAUUAGGAUUUGACAGGGUCCUUUCUUGAAAUAAGUGAAAUUAAUGGAGCUCUUUUCAUGUACGACAAGGCCGCGGUACCCCUUUCACACUGCUUACAUUCAGAGAAAAGUCAAUACUUUUUUAUUACUCGAUUGUGACCUACAUUCUGCACUACAAGUGCUAGCCUGCUAAUUGGUUUCAAGAGGGGGAAGAAAAACAGAAUAGCUCCAUGCCAAAGAAUGGUGAGGGUUUUUUUUAAUGGCUGCAUCUGUUUUUUAAGGGUAAGGUUACGACAAAUGCUGGGUUAAAUAUGACUCCAGUAGGCAAAAAUUAAGUUUCAGAUUGAAGCUGUAGUUAAGUAGCAAAAGUUAUGCAUUUUAAAUGAAAACGCACUAGUGUAAACAGGGCCUUAGUUGAAGCACCUUUAGAUUUUAUCACAGCAUUCAGUCUUUUUGGGGGAAGAGUCAAUCAGUUUGGCAUAUCUUGACUUAGCAAUAUUUUUGCCAUUCUAACACAGCCCUCUUCAGGUCACCACACAUAUCUUUGAUUGGAUUUAGGUAUAUACUCUGACUGGGCCAUUCCAAAACCUUGAACUUGUUUUGUUGAAGCCAUAUGUUUUGUUGAUCUGGAGGUUUGCUUCGGGUCGUUGUCAUGUUGAAAGGUGAAAUUCCUUUUCAUCUAAAGUGUUUUAACAGCCUUAAGGUUUUGUGACAAAACUGACUGGUAUUUGGAGCUAUUCAUUUUUCCCUCCAUCCUGAUUAAAGCCCCAGUUGCAGCUGAAGCAAAACAGCUCUAAUGUAUGAUGCUGCCACCAACAUGCUUCCCCAUGGGGAUGGUGUUCUUUUGGUGAUGUGCUGUGUAUUUGAAUAUAUUUAAACAUAUAUUUUUUUUGGUAUUCUGGCCAAUAAGUUAAAGUUCUCAUCAGACCAUAACACAUUAUUCCACAUGGUUUUGGGAGAUUGGAUUUAUUUUUAAUAUUUUUUUUAGUAAAAGAUUGACAUCAUUGCCGUCUUGCCAAUCUAGCCCAUAGCCCUGAGAUAUGAAGAAUUCGGGAGACUGUUGUCACAUGUAGGGAGAAACCCGUACUUGCCAGAAAUUGCUGCAAUUAUUUUAAUGUUGUUGUAGGCCUCUUAGCAGCCUCCUUGACCAGUUUUCUUCUGAUCUUCUCAUGAAUUUUAGAGGGAUGUCCUGUUCUUAGCAGUGUCAUUGUUGUGCCAUAUUUUCUCCAAUUGUUGAUUAUUGUCUUUACAGUGUUCCAUGAUAUAUCCAAUGCCUUGGGAAAAUUUUCUAACCCUCUCCUGACUGAUAUUUGUCAACAGUGAGACCUGUUUUGUAAGCUCUUUGUGGCCCACAGCUUUUCCAGUUGGAUGUUACCAAGAAGAUGUCAGGGAAAUCCUGUAGGAACAGCUGUACUUUAUUUGGGGGUAAUCAGUCACUUUAAUUGAUGGCAGGUGUAAACUAAUUAUUAUUUAACAUGAGUGUGAAUGUGAUUGGUUGAUUCUGAACACUGCCACAUUCCAAAUUAUAAAAGGGUGUGCACACUUAUGCAAGCUGGGUAUUGGAAGUAUUUUGUUUUUCUUUUUUUCCCCCAAAAAACACUGCUGGGUGUUUGUCACUUGAUAUUUAUAUGUUGCAAUUUCACAAUUACAGGUGAAAAAGUUUCAAACAUGGUUUAACUUAGUUUAAUUUUCUUAUAUCACAAAAACCUGCCAUUUGAACAGGGGUGUGUAGACUUUUUAUAUCCACUGUAUGCUGUAAAUAAUAAACCCAAAAUUAAGUAUAUGUAGUUUUAUUCUCAUUGGUUCCUGACUUUCUGGCACCCCGUAUCUGCAGUAUAUGCACUCCACCUCUUCCUCAAGCUGCCAGCUCGGCUGCUCCUGUGGCUCUGACCAUGUGUCGGCGCAGUGCAAGUUCAACAUACUUUGCCUUCCAUAUCAUU
This is a messenger RNA of Ictalurus furcatus (blue catfish), 3333 nucleotides long. It is a transcript of the gene spata17, whose product is annotated as spermatogenesis associated 17. Gene Ontology annotation, biological process: spindle organization; mitotic cell cycle; establishment of meiotic spindle localization. Gene Ontology annotation, molecular function: protein binding. Bases 256 to 1251 code for a protein of 331 amino acids. Gene Ontology annotation, cellular component: spindle pole. The transcript is spliced from 10 exons. Lineage: Eukaryota; Metazoa; Chordata; Actinopteri; Siluriformes; Ictaluridae. The record is from RefSeq and is a predicted model, not a curated record.